AUGUAUUACCCGUCAUGGGAAGACUUCAGCCGUCCGCUGAUGGCCCCCGCUCUUGACUCGGAUCCCUUCAUCUUCCAGACCCUCGAUCCUCGUCAACAACCUCUCUGCCAUCCCUAUACACAACAACAGGAUAGCUCGUACAUACCCGCUCCGCCGCUGCCGGAACCCUUCCCAGAUCCCAUAAAGCGCGUUCCUUGUCGAUGGGGCAAUGAUUGCCACAUUCUUCUGGACGAUGUGAGUGCCGCUGGGCUCAUGCGGCACAUCAAGGAAUACCAUUUGAAGGGUCCAUGGAACAAGAAGACUCGCGGCACCUGCGAAUGGGACCACAGACACCACAGAUGCGGCCGGGAAAUGGCCUACGCGAGCUUCGGCAAGCAUGUCGCCGUCGUGCACUUGCGUGCGAACGUCAAGUGUCCGUAUUGCGACAAGGAUGUUAGGCGACCUGGGCUACUCGAGCGCCAUAUCUUGCGCUAUUGCCCCAUCACGACGCGGUCAUCAUAG
This is a messenger RNA of Sparassis crispa, 501 nucleotides long. RefSeq lists its product as hypothetical. Lineage: Eukaryota; Fungi; Basidiomycota; Agaricomycetes; Polyporales; Sparassidaceae. Bases 1 to 501 code for a protein of 166 amino acids. The record is from RefSeq and is a predicted model, not a curated record. The transcript has a single exon.